CAUUUUGGGAAUUCCCUCUUUUGUCUCUUUUGAGCGAGAUGUUUUUAAACACUCUUUAAAUGGUUAUUAAUAAUAACUAUUGUUCAAUAAUUCACUGGUCAGAGAUAUCAUAUCGGAAUUAUUGUACUAAAAUCAAUAUAAUUAAAUCAUAUAUAGAAAAAUAGUAAAAUAUAUAUGUCACGUGACUUCAUUUUGGGGAAGCCGAAAAUGGAGGAUGAACUUUUGAAAGAAAAAGUUUUGAAAUAUGAACAUUUUCUCAAUGAAACGCUGCGUACCGACUUAAAGACAAUUCUGGAUAGAAGAGAUCAAGUAUACAGUGAAACUGCAGAAUAUCUACAGCUGAAGUCAAUAAUAGAACGUCUUCGACAAGAUACUCCAUCUACACAAAAGAAUUUAAAAACAAAGAUAGAUCUAGGCUGCAAUUUCUACUGUCAGGCAAAUGUACCAGAUGCCUCUAUGAUCACAGUGUGUAUUGGUCAUGGUUUCUAUGUAGAGUUCACCUUGGAUGAAGCUAUCAAAUUCAUAGAUAAGAAGACAAACCAGCUGACAGAGAAGAGUGAUGUUCUAACGAAAGAUGCUGCGAAAGUUAAAGCACACAUCAAGCUUGUGUUACAGGCCCUGAAAGAGAUUCAAAUGAUCGGUGAUAGCAAAUUUGAACAAACGCGUCAAGGACUUUGGGACUGAAGGCUGCUGAAAAUUCAGAGCAUAGCAAUUGCCAAAAA
Owenia fusiformis is the source of this 722-nucleotide messenger RNA. NCBI's taxonomy places the organism in Eukaryota, Metazoa, Annelida, Polychaeta, Sabellida, Oweniidae. The record is from the annotation of a GenBank genome assembly.